This is a messenger RNA of Arvicanthis niloticus (Nile rat), 6040 nucleotides long. It is a transcript of the gene Nucks1, whose product is annotated as nuclear casein kinase and cyclin dependent kinase substrate 1. Gene Ontology annotation, molecular function: double-stranded DNA binding; single-stranded DNA binding. NCBI's taxonomy places the organism in Eukaryota, Metazoa, Chordata, Mammalia, Rodentia, Muridae. Gene Ontology annotation, cellular component: cytoplasm. Gene Ontology annotation, biological process: interstrand cross-link repair; double-strand break repair via homologous recombination. The record is from RefSeq and is a predicted model, not a curated record.
UUGGCGCAUUUUCGGCUGGUUUGAUUCAUCCAUUUUGAAGAGACGGGGGAGCGGGGGGCUCGUCAGAUCCAGGGACCUGAAACAAGCAGCCGCGGACUCUGAGAAGUCAGCAGCUCGGGGCUCGGCAGCAGCGGCCUCAUCGGCCGGAGCGGGGGGGUGGGGCGCCGAGUGCGCGGGGAGGGGGGUCCUGGUCCUCGGCUCCUCGACUUGGUCGCGCCUCGACAGCGAACAUGUCUCGGCCUGUCAGAAAUAGGAAGGUCGUUGAUUAUUCACAGUUUCAGGAGUCAGAUGACGCAGAUGAAGAUUACGGAAGAGAUUCAGGCCCUCCUGCUAAGAAGAUUCGAUCAUCUCCCCGAGAGGCUAAAAAUAAGAGGCGAUCUGGAAAAAAUUCACAGGAAGACAGUGAAGACUCGGAAGAAAAAGAUGUGAAGGCCAAGAAGGAUGAUUCUCAUUCAGCAGAAGACAGUGAAGAUGAAAAAGAUGAUCAUAAAAAUGUACGCCAGCAACGACAGGCAGCAUCUAAAGCAGCUUCCAAGCAGAGAGAGAUGCUCUUGGAAGAUGUCGGCAGUGAGGAGGAGCCGGAAGAAGAUGAUGAGGCACCAUUCCAGGAGAAAGAUUCUGGCAGCGACGAAGAUUUCCUAAUGGAAGACGACGAUGAUAGUGAUUAUGGCAGUUCAAAAAAGAAAAAUAAAAAGAUGGUUAAGAAGUCCAAACCUGAGAGAAAAGAAAAGAAAAUGCCCAAACCCAGACUAAAGGCUACAGUGACGCCAAGUCCAGUGAAAGGCAAAGGGAAAGUGGGUCGCCCCACGGCUUCAAAGACAUCAAAGGAAAAAACUCCUUCUCCCAAAGAAGAGGAGGAGGAAGCAGAAAGCCCUCCAGAAAAGAAGACGUCUGCAAGCCCCCCACUCGAGAAGUCUGGAGAUGAAGGGUCUGAAGAUGAGGCCGCAUCGGGGGAAGAUUAAAAGUGAUAUUUGGGGAGAGGUUUUAUUAAAAAAAAAAAACAAAAAAAACAAAAAAGGAAACCUUCGUAGGACACGGUUUGGGCUGUGGCUUGACUCAUGGGCUUUCAGUGCUAUUUCAUUUGUCUAGAAUAAUGUUUUUCUCUCUUUCAUCUAUCUCUCUCAAAACCAUUGUAUGCUGACGUGUUUAAGUUGCCAUUUUGUCUCAUAGCCUUUUCUUUGCUAGUCCCCUCCCCCCCACAAAAGCCAUGUCAAUUAAUCACUGGAUUGACUGUUUUAUCUUUGUAUUUUUAAUGGAGGGAAGGAAUGCCAUGGCUGCAAAGCAAUACAAUUGAGGUGGACGCUAUGGAAACUGCUUUUUGCUAGAGAAUAGCAACAUGAACAAUAAUCAAAAACAAAAAACUAGUAAGGUUUUAAUUAAAUAAUUGUUCUUUCUUUUCCUGUACUUUUGACAGACCAGUUGUCAUUUACUAUGAGCUUAUGUGUCUAAACUGUAAAUGUCAAAAAGAAUCAUGACUAAAUUUGUACUAGUCAGGCAGUUGGGAGGUGAACAUGAAUUCUGGAUUGUUAACUCGGUACUCACACUGUUUCCUUGAGUGUGGAGGGAGUGGUGUUCCUGGAACUUAGGAUAUUUGUUAUUCUCAAAGAGAUUCAGAGCCAGUGGUUCUUUUGUCUUGAUAAUGGUCUUUUUUUUUUUUUUUUUAAGUGGGCCACCAGAAUCAGUCUUAAUUUCAUAUUUCAUUCAUGUUUUCAUUGAUUCAAGUUUUUAAAAUACAUCCUGGUUUGGGGUAAAGUUUUACCAGUGAUCAAAAAUUAAAAGGAUUUCUUUGAAUUUUGAUGACAAGAUGAGUCUACCCCUCACAGUGCGUUUUUUUCACAGGCUGAUAAAGUUUUAAGCAAAUAAAGUUUGAGUUAGUGUGAAGUGCAGAUACAAAAGAUUGAGAUUUAUACUGUAUGAAUACAAAAAAUUGAAAUGAGGGCCCAUGAACCAUGCCGUUUCUAUUUGGGGAUAGAAACAGUUCUUUCCUUUUGAUACUUAAAUCUUCCCUUCAGAGUACCACGAUAAUGACAUAAUCUCACAACUUCCUCCUGCUGCUUUCUUACUGUUGAGUUAUUUGCUUCUUAGUUGGUGACCUGUCUUUUCUAUUCAUGUUUCUUUUUAAAGCAAGAGCCUGGGCCUCAACGGGGUGAGUGAACUGUAUUUUAGGGUGCCUGUGUGCCAUUGAUAACAGUCUAGAUACUUGAGGAAAGCAUCAAGGACAGAUCUGUAGGUUGAAUCCUCCACAUUCAGGUCCCAUUCGCCAAUAGAUGCAAAGAUUGAGGGUCCUAUUAUGCUACUAAAUUAAAGAUUUAGGGGAGUAAUUUCUGUAUAUUUUUCUGCACUUAAGCUAAAUUUGCUUCCUCAGUAUUCUGCUUUUGUGUUUUUUAAGUGACGUUUGUCUCAGACAAUGUCAUUUUCUUAUAGGUGUUCGUAGGACAAAGGGUUAUUUAAGAAAUAUUUUUACUCUGGUUUUUAAGACACUUUAAAGAACAUUCUUAGAUCUGCUUUAAAAUAAAUGAAUAAAUAAAACACCUAGUGGCAGAGAGUUAUUUCAACCCUGCACUGCUGAGUAUUAACAUGGCCAAAAAUAGAAACUUGAACAUAAGCAGUUCGAUUAUUGUAUUCUUAUUCUGUAAUGAGAUGUAUAGUUGUGAGCUGUGUAGUGGGUAUUACAGAUUAUUCUAUUUGCUGUGGUGGGCUUGCUCAGGAACCCGUCCUUAAAGAAAGAAGAGACUCACUAUUUCCACUAGGCAUCUCUCCCUUUUAGGGGUUUAUGACUCAGUCUUACAUUCCUAGUGACAUGUGGGCUUUUCUUGGAUUAUGUUUCAUGAAUUUGUGGAUAGGGUCUCUUUCAACUUAAGCCUCAAUUUUUUUAACAGUCUUUAAUAAUCUGCACUAACAUCUCUGAUUUUAUCUACCUAUAACUGAGAAAUAAUACUGUCUUCUAGGUUACUUGUGCAAAAGGUGUGUCUGAUUGGUCUCUUGUUUAGAAUCCCUUUUAAAACCAACACAUUAGAUUGAAAAUACAUUUUCUAAUUAUAGGUUGGUUGGGUUAAUGGUGUCACAAGUGAGCACACAGGCUCUAAGUGACCUUGUUUUCACUUUUUUUUUUUAGUGGUUUAUAACACUCUGGUCUUCCCUUCCAAUCAUGCAUGCAAACAGGAAGACAUUUAAUGUGACUCAACUGGAAACAGGUGCUCAGCAGUUAGGUGUAGAAAUGACAUGAGGGUAUGUUCAUAUGUUCGUAAUAACUGGCCCUUGGCACCUCCGUGGCUUACUCUCCGUCCUCUUUUCUUUUUUUCUUUCUUUCAUUCUAGUGUGCCUAUAGUGAAGUGGCAGUGUAUUCACUGUCUUAAUUUGCAGUGCUCAGGAAUGGGAUGUUCAUUUGAAGGUGCUUGUCUGUUACCGAAGCUCAGCUAGGUUUACCUCUUUAAUAGAUGCAGCAGUUCAGCUAACACUACAUUCUAGUUCUUGAGGCUCUGGUUAAAGCCUUUGUCUCCCCCUGUCAGAAGUGGUAGCCUCUGUGUUGCCCAGUGGCAAUUACUGCUGCUUUUAACCAUCUACCACUGAUGGGAUUUGGGAGAGAGGACCCAAAAGGUGUAUUUUAAAUAUCUGCUGAAACACUUAACUGCUUUCAGUACCUCCCUCUCCAUAUUAACCUUACAAAGGAAAACUAGUGGUAGGAUGAAUGUUUCUUUUUCUAGGGUAAUGAGAGGAUCCCCACAAACACCUUACCAAAAAACCCCAGUAUUUUGUGUACCCCAGGCUGGCCUUGAACUUUGCUACAUGCCUGAUCUUAAACUCAUGUUUUGUUUUUUCAAAAUAACUGAUUUUCUUUCCUGUCUUCAAAGCUUAUAUAUGGUACUAGUUCAGAUAGCACAUAAAAAUCAGUGGAAUUUGAGGUUAUAAUCUAGAAGGACUUUUUCUGAUGACUAUAAUCAGCGGAUCUUGACCUUUUUUGAGGCCUUGUUUCACUCUAAUCUGUCGGAAUCUUUUCCCCCCCCACCCCUCACUCAAACACUGCUGGGAUUAAUGCCACUAUGACAGGUGACACUUUUUAAAGUGGGCUUUUCUUAUUUUUACGUCCACGGACAUGUAGGUUGGAGAGGGAAAUAGUGUAAACAAAACUCAGGUUUAGGGCCCUGCCAGAGCAGACUUGAAUAGAAGAAACAAAGCUUUGUUGCUGCUGUGGAUUCAGUGCCUGUUUGGACAGUUCUCUUUACUGGUAGCACCAGAAGCUACACUAGAAACAUUCCCACCUGUGACCAGGUAGGAAGCAAUGCAGGCUCAGCACUUCAUGGUGUGCAAAUAGAGGUCAGAAACAAGCAGUACACGCUUCUUGCCAAAGGAGAGGGAAAGUUAAAGCCACUGGUUGCUCUUGAGGGUAGAAUAUUAUCAUUUUCUCUCUGGAGGAAGCUGCUGAGUUACUUGAAGAUGGGGAGUUCUUGUUUGUUUUGUUUUUUGUUUGGGUUUUUGUUUUUUUGUUUUGGUUUUGGGGUUUGUUUGGGUUUUUUGAGUAUUACAAUGUCAAGCUGUCAAUAGCCAUGUUGCUAAUUUGAACCUCUGUUUCCCUUUGUCUUAGAAAAUACAUGAUUCUGAAUAUCAAAUCCAUAGAUUAUACUUUUGUUCAAAGCCUAAUUCACAGUGGUGUGAUUGUACUAACCACUAGGAAGACCCCAUAUGCCUACCUGUUGCCAUGCCAAUGAAGAAUGAACUGGUGACAUCUGAGCAUGCUCUGUGGCUCUGUCGAGAAUCACAGUUGGGUGAACACUUUGUAUAUUGGGUGAGGGGUUUUCUAGAUCAUAGGGGAGGGUGAAUUGAUUUGGGGGGGGUGUUGUUUUUUUUCCCCAGUUUUGGGUGUUUUUGGUUUUGGGGUUUUUUUUUUUUUUUUUGUUUUUUUGGUUUUUUUUUUUUUUUUUUUUUUUUUUUUUUUUUUUUUUUUUUUUUUUUGGUGGUUUUGUUUUAGAGUUUUUGUUGUUUUUGCUUUUUAUGGAGGGUUAGGGAGUAUAGUACUCAGUUAUGCCCUAAAAUAACAUGUAUAAAACCCUGAAGUGUGAUGUGGGUAUGUGUGAGUGCGCACUUGUAAAUGUCUGGCGAUUAAACCUUUGUCUUCUGGAAGUUAGUGAACUUUUUCCCUUUUCCUCUGGAAGUAUUUGUUACAAGGUCUGUACAUAGGAGCUCUACAUAGUCCGUGUACCGUGAACGUACUGCAGCAAACCUUACACGCUUCAUUUCCGCAGGGCAUGAGAUUGCCAGGUUGCUCAGCCGCCACGAUCAUCUUUGACGCCGUCGUUUGCCUUCGCUCAUCUUUCAGACUUAAUUUGCCAGUUCUAGGAACUCCUAGUCUUCCUCGAUGUUAGUCUUGAAUCUUUCCUGUUCUGAGCAGAAAGGGUCAGAAAACUGGCCUAACUGUCUGAGGCCAUGGGCUGAGAGCCUGGCAUCCCUUUCUUCAUACUGCAGUAUGGCUAGACAUGCAGUGUAGCUAGACAACAGAGGGCUGGGCAUUCCUGCAAUACCUUAGCAGUGCUGAAAUCUGCAGCGUGGUACUAAGGGAGCUAAAGUUUGAAUGUAACCACUUUAUUUAAAGGUUUUUUUCUUUAAAUGAAACCGAGUUGAAGCAAACAUGAUUUUGUUGACCAUGUUCAUGGAUUAUAGAUGCGACAUGCAUUGGUAGACUCAUGUGAUGGUCUGAUGUGAUACUUCAUUUCAUACAUCUACAUAUCCUGGUCUGUACGCAUUUGCAUAAACAACAGCAACAACAAACUCCUGCCUUGCUCCAAUUGAAGGAUCUCCAGGACUGCUGUCUGCCCCUGAACUUUGUUUUCAGUAUGUGUAUCCUUUGCCUGUAUUUUGUAUUAAGAAAUAAGGAAAAGAACCCCUUAUUGUUGAGCAUGUUGGUAUUGUCCCCUUUAUUUUUUUUUUUCUCUUGGGGACAUAUGAAGCAAGUUAUUCUUUUUCUGUAUCUUUUUCUUUUCUUUUGUAAACCUUUUGGUUUGUUUUGUUUAAAAAUGGCUUUAUAAAAGGGCUUUUGUAACCCAGA